UCUGUCCGUGAGCUCUGUUCUCCAGCCCUUUCUUUGAAUUUGCUUUGUUCUUAAAGCUUUUGAAUGAUCUGAUUUUGACUCAAUUUUGUGCAGCGAUGUUAACGCUUGUUUGUGUUUGUUAAACAGUAUGUUUUGCUUGUGCAUUGCCAUGUGGAGAUGAUCUCAAUUUGUUGCAUAUACGUAUUACUGUGUGUUUUGCACUGUUUCUGUGUCUUUGUGUUUUGUCUAUGUUUCUGUAUUCCAGGUGCCUGGAACUUUAACAUGUUCACCACACCUCCUCUCCCAUUUGCCAUCACACUGUGUUGUCAUAGCUUUCGUUCACUUUAUCUGUCUGAAAUUAGUGUGUACACUUGGUCAGUAAAUUCCCCCAUGAUUAUUUUUACCGUGAGCUUGAAGCUGGUGUUUUGCAUGAUUGUGUUCUGUUUUCUUUUAACAAAGCAGCUCAUGUAUGCACUUGAUGCAUGAGCUCCUCUGUUGUACGUUGAGACCAAGGCAUGGUUUAAAGACGGAUGGUUUGGCAUGUUAAACCAUGCUGGUGUGACAAUAACGUGACUGAAGUUCAGUGCAGAGACUGGUAUAAAUGUGUUAGCAGGGCUAAGCUCCCCUGUCUUUCAGAGAUUAAAAAAAUACAUUAAUGGGUUUCUGUCCACAGAAUGGUAUGAAGAAGUGAGGCUAGGGUUUAAUUUCUUUCUAGCCCAGACUGUAGAUUCAUGCAUCCUAUCAGUGACAGUCAUGUCAGGUGAUUAUACAGAGCGAAACGCCCCCUAGGUUUGAGCAUGUGAAUAUAAUAUAAAGAAUAUAAUCGAGGCCCGCUUCGCUGACACAUCUUUAACACAUCAUCAGGCGCAGUUGCAGGUUGAAAAUCUUGAUUUGUCGUCACUGGUUCAGUAAAUGGUUAUGAAUGUUGCCAAGGUAUCAUGGAGAUCAUUAAAACGAAGAGGAUACUCCAGAAGAACUAAGAUUAUUACACAGAAAUGUUUACAGUGAGUUCACGUCUUGUAUGUCAUUUUAAAUCCACAAUGAGGAGUUGAUUAUUUUCGAGCUGCUCUGUGAUGAGCAGGAGGAUGAAAAGAUGUAGUCAGAAGCAGCUGGCGUAUGUCUUCAUGGAAAUAGUAGUGUAGCAAUCUGGUGUGAGCUAUGCUGAAACCAAUCCGCCCUAUGAAGAAAGCGAUACUGGAACUGAGGCAGCACUUUAAAUUUUAAUGUAAAUCAAUGAUGUAGGAAACAAAGCAGAUUGAUUUGUCAUUCCGUGACUUGUGCACUGGACAAAGCCUCGUAGUCUUGUGUUUAGCAUAAGUAAAGUUUCCUUCCCUUGAGUGUAAAUGUUGAACAAGAUUGUUGAGAUUGUGCAGGCUGUUAUUGACAUUUUACUUUAUUUUACUUUGAAUCUUGGGAAUUUAGGUUUAGACCAGUCUUGUGAUAAUGUAGUCAGUUAGAUAUUAAUUAUGUAUAAAAUGGGUAAGUAAUCUUUGCUUGUAACCUUAGGGUUGCAGACAGGGUACUGUGUGUGUGUGUGUGUGUGUGUGUGUGUGUGUGUGUGGCCCUAGUUUUGGUACUGAUGAAGUAUGAAAAGAAGCCAGGCUAAUUAAGCUGCUAGUAGAAUCUUCUAGUGCAUUAGAGUCUUAGAGAACACGUUACUUCUCCUUGUGUGUGUGUCUGUGUGUGCGUGUGAGGACCAAAUGUCCCCACAAGGAUAGGAAUAGCUGACUUUUUUUUUUUUUUUUUUUUUAAGAAACUAUGUUAUUUAAGAAAAUAAAAGAUGUUUCCUUUUGGUUACUGGGGUAAAGGUUUAGUUUUAGCGUUAGGCGUAUCAUUAAUUUAAUUUAUGUCAAACGUGUGUGUGUGUGGUAGGUAAACACUACAUUCUGGUUUCAGACACGGGGGAAAAAGGCGCGCUGUCUCUUUAAAUGCGCGUGCUGUCAGCUGUGUGAUAGGCGGGCGCAGUCUCUCUCGGAGCCAAUCAGAUAAGCCAUUGUGCUCUAUGUGGAAUUUCAUUGGUUAUUGUAGUGUCGAUCAUAUUCGGAGAAAAAGUCCCGUGUUGAGUCGGGGUGUUUCUUGUUGCUCCAGCGUCGGCGAAACUGAGGAAUUGAUUUGAAGCGGCUGGGAUGUGAGUGCAGAAACGCGCCUCACUCUGAAUAGACAUGUUCUCCAGGAGGCUGAAACAAGCGGAGCCGUUCACUGCUAAGUAUUCCUGUGUAGUGUCACUGAGCGAACACCACCGCCGGAUCGAUGCACUAAACACUGAAGAUCUGCGUGCCCUGUGCAAACGGCUCCAGAUCACCACAAAAGAGGAGGUGACCUCCAAACAUGGCACAUCUAUCACAGCCAGCCUGGAGCCGGAGACCUUUAAACCCAACUUGAGUGAACCUAGCGACCUCCUGGAAGCCGAACAGAUAGAGAAGCUGGCAAAGCAUCUCCCACCCAGAACCAUAGGCUAUCCAUGGACGCUGGCAUUCAGCACGUCCAAGCACGGCAUGAGUAUUAAAACCCUGUACCGGAUCAUGCAGGGGCAGGACUCUCCCGUUGUCCUCAUCAUUAAAGACAGUGAUGGGCAGGUGUUUGGGGCAUUAGCAUCAGAGCCCUUUAAAGUCAGCGACGGAUUUUACGGCACAGGAGAAACGUUUCUCUUCUCCUUCUAUCCACAGUUUGAGGUCUACAAAUGGACAGGUGAUAACAUGUUCUUUAUCAAAGGAGACAUGGACUCCCUGGCAUUUGGUGGAGGAAGUGGUGAAUUUGGUUUGUGGCUGGACGGAGAUCUCUACCAUGGCAGGAGUCACUCAUGCAAAACAUUUGGGAACCCGAUGCUCUCCGUGAAGGAGGACUUCUUCGUGCAGGACAUUGAGAUCUGGUCGUUCGAGUAGGCCACUCUCUCCAUGAGAGAGAGAAAGAGAGAAAGAUGGCUCCAGUCAGGGAAACAAAGCCAACCAGAUGUCUCUGUGCUGGCCAGAAGUGUCCCAAACCUUAAUGUGCAUCACCUCGGCUCCCAGGAAGCCUGUUUUAAAGCAGCAUAAUCUCUUUAUGCUUGCCGUAUGUUACUAAUGCAUUUAACACAAAUCUUUUUCCCCCACUCUCUCUUUCCUCGUGCUGUUACCAUGUGUACUUUGUUCCAAGCUUCAGUGCAAGGUGUGUUUAGGUGAGCAGAAAGCUGAGACGCACCGUGACAAUCAUCAGUGAGCGUUCAAGUACUGAUUACAGGGGACCACUGGAGCGCUUUGAACGUCAGAUGGUGAUGCUGGCAUAGGUUUGGGACAAGAUGGAUCUGUUACAGAUCGAGGCAGAAAGCUUCAUUGGAUGUUACUAAUGCAAUGGCCUCACAGGAGAUGGACAAAAAAAGAAAUGGAAGUAACUACAAACACAUUCCUGUGCCCUUUGAGACUACAGAAAUGUUUGACAGGUAACAGGAUCGCCUGAGGGCAGCAUCCAUGCAGAGAGCAAAAAAAAUGCGAGUGUACAUCCUGAGUUUCUUCUGAAGCGAAUUAUACAAGUGUUGUGAAUUCAUAGUCUUUCUGUCGUUCACCAUCAUAGAUCCACCGCAGUAAAGCACAUAGCCCUUAAUCUAUGAAGAAAAACAUUGUCGUACCGUUCUGUUAAGUGGGUUUAUGUGUGAGUUCAGCUUCCUCCGUGUGUGGAGGGUCGUGUGUACUGUUCGUAGACAGUAAUGUGUUGCAAUAGAUUUUGUGGAAUAUGCAAAUUACUGUUCUUGUUAACCUCAAUAAUCCGGACGGGAUCUUUUGUGUCCUUCCCGUCGCUCUUUCAAACUAACUUUUAAAAGCUUUUACGUCUGGACAGAAAAUUGCUUUUCGGGGUAUCAUUUGAAAAGCUGGAGAUGUUUUUUUUUUUUGUUUGUUUGUUUUUUUUUCAUAAAUAUAAUGACAAUUAUAUAUUUAUGUAUAUAAUUAUAUAACAAAUUCUAUAUAUAUACAUAUAUAUAUGUAAUUAUAUAUUGCUGUUACGUGUGACAGUGAUCUUUUUUGUGCUGAUAUCUCAGCUGUUACCAAUAUAAUGUACAGUAUAUUACCCUGUAAAUUAAUGUUAAAAUAGUAGAUUUGUUCCUAUAUAUAAAUAUAUAAUUAUUAGCAGACAAAUAUAUAGAGUGUGGAUUGGUGGGUUGCUUCUAGCACUUUAAUCUAGUUUAAAGCCAGAUGCUUUCGGCUUUCUUUGCAGUAGCUGUACAGUCUUUAUUAUAUAUAUAUUUUUUGUUCCUUUAUUUGUGUGUUUAGAAAUUAACAGAUGUUAGCUGUUUAUGAAGAGCUUUCUGCUACACUGUUGGGAAAAUGUAGCUAAAGCCCUGAAUCUAAUGUCCGAGUCCAGUGGGGUUAGAUUCUCUCCUCACAUGUCUCGUCUCGAUGCUGUGUCUUUGUUGGUGUGUAGAUUCACUGUUCACAGGCUGAGGGAGGAUGAGGAGGGUGAAGAAGAGCAGGUAAUCAUCAGACCCUCAUCACUCUUCCCAUACCAGCGAGUUCUGUCAAUGUGGAGUCACAGACGAGGUCCAGUGUGAACAAAAUGCUCCAGCCGAUUCGCUGGAAUACAAUGUAAUAGUGAUGUAAAAAAAAAAAAAAAGAAAAAG
Molecule: messenger RNA, 4567 nt
Organism: Pangasianodon hypophthalmus (striped catfish)
Lineage: Eukaryota; Metazoa; Chordata; Actinopteri; Siluriformes; Pangasiidae
Gene: oxr1a
Product: oxidation resistance 1a
Exons: 7
Coding region: 2142-2861 (239 amino acids)
Biological process (GO): response to oxidative stress
Cellular component (GO): nucleus
Source: RefSeq, a predicted model, not a curated record